AUGAAUAAGCGACAAGCGGCAGAAUUCUUAUUUACCAUCGCAAAAGAAAUUCAGCAAUCUUUCGCCAGUCCUGUGAUUUUCUUUACGCAAAAAGAUUAUGCCGAAAAUAUAUUUGAUGUGUACAAAAAGAUUCGUAAAGCUCUACUGGCAAAUGUUAGUCCAGAAACUAUCAUCGAUAUCGUUUACGAGUUCCACAUGGAAUGGCUGCAAGCUGUACAAGAGAUCGAAAAUUUCAAGGAAAAUUUGAAAGAAAUUCCGCGAAAUGCUAUUCUUAAAGUCAUCAGUUUUACCAUGGAAUGUGUCGAACAGAGAUACCAAGGCAUUCGAAAAUAUAUUGGGCAUAUGCAAGCUUCAAUGACGAAUGACGAAUAUUCUCUGAUGCAAACUGAUCUUUCAAUAAUUAAAGACCUACAGAAUAUUGUCAUCAGUUCUCUUACGGAGAAAUAUCACUACAUUAGUUCUCUGUCUGAUCACGCAGAUUACUAUGCUCGAAUUAACGACGAAAUAGAAGAACUUUUAUUUUGGUUAGAUAAGUUAAAUGAUAAUGUGGCCAUUGAGUUCUGUAAAAUUUUAGACUUUAAAGUGCCUUUGGGGCCUGUUAGUCUCACAACAACGCUGCAAGAAAUAGUUGAAGAAGUUGCAGCGAAUCCAAGCCCAGAAGCCAAAAAAAUACUUGAAAUAGUGCACAUAAAAGGACAAAUGUUAAGUACAUCAAUACGCCAUAGCUCCGUUAAUGAACUAGAGAUUUCUAAAAUUAUUGAGAAAAUUAGGGCACUAGAGAAUCGUAUAAAACGAUUACAGACUCAAAAUUCUUCUGCUUUAAUGGCUCUGAAGCAUAAAACGACAUUUUUGGAAGAACGUCUGCAAUCACUAGAGAAUAUAAAAAAAUCAAUAAAUAAUAUGAGACAAGGUACUGGAGACCAAGGUUUACAUGAGAACCUUAAGGAGCCUAAAGAUAUACAUAUUUUUAGUCAUUUACUACCACAUCACGAUCGUUGCCGGCUUAUUGAUAAAUUGCUACAAUUAUGGAAGAGCGCAAUGAUAGAAUCUGAACAUCAGUCGGUAAUAUCUAUACUGAGUGUGGCAGAUUUAGCUGAAACCUUCACUGAUGACAAUGGGUGUUUUACUGUAGACAAGUAUGGAAGAAAAAUUUACCGUAAUGUAGAUGAUGACCAAUUGUAUCAAUUAAAUGAACGUAAUAAACUGGUCCCUCUUCAAGAUGAUGAUAAAUGUGUAUAUUUUUAUGAUGCCUGUGGCAGAUACUACAUAAGUGAAGCAAGAAAACGGAUUUAUAAAGAUCACGAUGGUGCUAGUGAAUAUAUGCUCACCCAUACUGGAUAUCUCGUUAAAGUUUUGGAAGAAAUAGAUGGUGUACAAUAUUUUUAUGACUGGCUGGGCCGAUAUUAUAUUCGGAAAGAAGAUGGACGUCAAAUUUAUACUGAAAAAAAUUCAACGGACGAGUAUGAACAGGACGGUUUAGGUAAUUUAGUAAAAAUUCACCCAGACCCUGUUUAUUAUGAACCGUGUCCAUUGGAACCGAUAACCAUGAAAGAAAAUGAGUAUCUACAACAAGAAGUCGGCCAGGCUCUAAAAAAAUGUAUAACACAAGUGGUUUUAACACAACCUAAGGAUCCUGUCGCUUGCUUGGCUGAUUGUUUGAUCCAAUAUAGUAAAAACAUAAAGGCACAUCAGCAGCUCAUGAACAAAGAAAAAGAAAGGUUUGAACUUAGCCAACUAUUGCAUCUCAAUACCCCUAAAGAUGUUUCCGUUAUAUGUUCUAGCGCAGAAGAAGCUGAAGACUUUAACUUCAUAAAUUAUGGACGUGACACGGAUACGAGUUUUAAUACCUAUUAA
This is a messenger RNA of Spodoptera littoralis (African cotton leafworm), 1854 nucleotides long. The record is from the annotation of a GenBank genome assembly. NCBI's taxonomy places the organism in Eukaryota, Metazoa, Arthropoda, Insecta, Lepidoptera, Noctuidae.